Messenger RNA from Amphibalanus amphitrite, 2505 nucleotides. RefSeq names its product ADP-ribosylation factor-like protein 3. Gene Ontology annotation, biological process: cilium assembly. The record is from RefSeq and is a predicted model, not a curated record. The transcript is spliced from 4 exons. Bases 219 to 761 code for a protein of 180 amino acids. Gene Ontology annotation, molecular function: GTPase activity; GTP binding. Gene Ontology annotation, cellular component: cytoplasm; microtubule cytoskeleton. Lineage: Eukaryota; Metazoa; Arthropoda; Thecostraca; Balanomorpha; Balanidae.
GCGUCUAUUUUGUAUCAUUGUUAGCAGCAGACGACCGGGUGGUGGCGGUUGGGUGAUUUCCCGCCUUUGCAGUGUUGUAUAGGGUGAAAAACGACUCUAAUAUAGUUAUUCGAUAAGUCAAGACAUUUUUCUCUGGUAUCUGUAUUAGCUUUAUUGAUUUCGCCCAGUGCUGCUACAACAGUUGACGAUUUUGAUCCAUUCGUAGGGUCGCAAUCACAAUGGGUCUGCUCUCACUGCUGAGGAAGCUGCGGCCCGCCCAGGAGCGCGAGGUCCGUCUGCUGCUGCUCGGGCUCGAUAACGCUGGAAAGACCACGCUGCUGAAGGCGCUGGCCUCGGAGGACAUCACCCAGAUCACUCCGACGCAGGGCUUCAACAUCAAGUCGGUGCUGUCGGACGGCUUCAAGCUGAACGUAUGGGACAUCGGCGGCCAGCGCAAGAUCCGACCCUACUGGCGAAACUAUUUCGAUAACACUGAUGUCCUGAUAUACGUGAUCGACAGCGCCGACCGUAAGCGGUUCGACGAGACGGGCCAGGAGCUGGCGGAGCUGCUCGCCGAGGACAAGCUGGUCGGCGUGCCGGUGCUGAUAUUCGCCAACAAGCAGGACCUGUUCAACUCGGCGCCGGCCUCGGAGAUCGCCGAGUCGCUCGGUCUGCACGUGAUCAGGGACCGCGAGUGGCAGAUCCAGGGCUGCUCGGCCGCCACCAAUGAGGGCGUCAAGGAGGGCAUGGAGUGGGUGUGCAAGAGCAUAAAGCAGAAGUAGCGGGACGGUUGCCGCCUCGGCUCCGUCACGAAUCGUCUCCGUCCACCGUCCGCCUUCGCCCCUCAGCCGUCUCCGCCUCUCAGCCGUCUCCGCCCCCAGUCGUCUCCGUCACUGCGGUCUCCGCCUCUCAGCCGUCUCUCUCCGUCACUGCCGUCUCCGCUGGUUGUAUCCGUUGGCACUGACUUUGCUCCUUCCAUCGUCUACAGUCCGCUCUGAUGCCGCUAUUUCCCAUCCCUGCCGACCGCUCGGCGGCUUAAUUUCCUUCGCCUCCGCGACCAACCUGCUGCGGUUUCUCUUCAUGGAUUCCAACCAUCGCUGAGUCUCGGCUAUCAUGUCCUCGAAGGCUACCCAUCACCAGCCUGUCUAGUGUCCAGGGUCUCUACGGCGAUUUGAGGCCUCCGUCCAGCUCCUCCAGCCUCCGUGAAGCACCCGCUCCGCUCCGUGUGACCGUGCCUCGUCGUGCGAUGCUGGUUGGAAGUGGUUAUCGUAAGAUGUCAGCCGUUCUCCAGUGAAUGUACGCACUGCGCUGCCCUGUGCACUUCGGUUGGUGUUUCCAUGUUUCACAGCUUGCACUGUUUUGGAACAUCACUGGAAUAUGGACCUGUCUGUGGUGGUUGUGUUCGUUUGGGGUGCCACUGCACAUACGCUAGUCACAUCAUGUACUCCUCCGGAGAAAAAUGAACGAAGCUGAUUGCAGGACGGCCAUAGUUUCAGCUCGCGAGACGCUGUGUACCCAUCAUGAGUUUUUAUCAUGAGUUUCGAUGCGGCUGCUUUUGUAAUAUCAGCUACAUAACAAGAUUGCAUGCCCGAGCUGUGUGUUUUAUUUCACUGUUUCGCGUUGUUCGUGAUUUGUUCCACAUUGUUCUAGCUUCCAACUCUUGUGUAUUUAUGAUAUAUUUCGCUCGAAACCAGCUGUACUAACCGGGUCAUGUAGCUGAUGUCACCAGUCAUCCGGUCUAUCACAGGCCCGCCGCCCUUAUCGACACGUGCCUUCGCCGUCUCCCCCGAUGUCUCCAUGUUGGAGUUGUAGUCUGUGUGUGCCGGUCUGCACUCCGUGUGGUAUUUAAAUGCGUGUCUGCGGUGGGUGGCUGCUCUACGUUAUAGAGGUGGGGUGGAAAAGCGGGUGGUGUUACAGCUGGUUCCUGUGCUGGUUUGGUAAUGUCGUGAUCUCACGAAGCAGAAAGGUGAUCGCCCGGUGGUCUGCAGAAAGUAAUCCGUCCAGAAAUGACUGCCUUUUCGUCAGGCGUGCUCACGUAAGGAAUUCCGUCCAUGUCGGCUGAACAGUAUAUCCAUCUUGCUGUGUUUCCAUUCCAUGCCUAGUCAAACGUCGUGAUGAACGGAAACUGGUGUCUGCUUCGAUUGUAAGCAUCAUACUUUGUUGUGAUAUUCGGUGUACAUUUGCUGCUUUCAGUUGAUGAAGUGAUAAACAGUCGAUCUCACUAAUUUUUCGUUCACUUCGCGGUAUCCUAUGCUGCUUUUGAUCUCAAUUUUAAUCCAAGCAUUUUAUUUCCGUCCUUGCUCCCGUGUACGUGUGUUUUGUCGAUGUUAACCGUCUCAGUGAGCACCGUGCCGCCUGCAAGUUGCAUGUUACCCGUCCGCCCGAGCUAGCCAGGAAGGGUAGUGGAUUCGGCGCCACCGGCUCGAUUCCUCGGUCGGCUCCCCAGUCGCAUUCCCUCGCUCUCCCAAUAUGUGUCAGUGUUGCAAAUUGUCGACUCUGAAAUGUCAAUACACCGAGCCGACGCAA